UUCUCAUUGUUUUUUUUUUUCAAGUAGCAGAGCCGCAUAACGCAAGCGCUUCCCUCUCUAUAAACACUGUCGCUGUUUCUCUCAGGAGCUUAUCAGUCUUCAUUGGCCCUCCCCUCUCCUUCUAUCUCUACAUUUAUAUCACGGAGCAGGAAAAGCCAAAACCUGAGAAGAAAUGACAACGAUCAACAAUAUGUCGACGAGAAUGUGUAGGGAUCAUCGGAUUUUGUCGUCGUCGGGUAACUUGAGUGAUGUGUUUGUGUUAGAAUCAAGGUUUAGAAAGAGAUGUUUCUUCCAAAAUUCCAAAUUUACAGUUAGAUCUAUGAAAGUCAGUGAGCAGAACCAGACGAGAAAGCUUGCGUCUUCUAACGGGCCCUUAACGGGUUCUGAAAAGGUGAGCUCUCCUUUUGAGCUUCUGACCAACAAUCAAACUCUGGGAAAGGAAAAUAUAAAUCCAAUUGCUCGAAGGAAAACAAAAAUAGUUUGUACAAUUGGUCCUUCCACAAGCUCGCGUGAAAUGAUAUGGAAACUGGCAGAAACUGGAAUGAACGUGGCCCGGUUGAAUAUGUCGCAUGGAGACCAUGCUUCCCACAAGAAAACUAUCGAUCUGGUCAAAGAGUAUAAUGCACAAUCCGACGACAAUGUUAUUGCCAUAAUGCUAGACACUAAGGGUCCCGAGGUUAGAAGUGGAGAUGUGCCUCAACCAAUUAUUCUCAAGGAGGGACAAGAGUUUAAUUUCACCAUCAAAAGAGGAGUCAGCACUGAAGACACUGUUAGUGUAAACUAUGAUGACUUUAUAAAUGACGUGGAGGCUGGGGACAUGCUACUGGUGGAUGGUGGAAUGAUGUCAUUGUCUGUGAAGUCAAAGACAAAGGAUGCAGUUAAGUGUGUGGUAGUUGAUGGUGGAGAACUAAAAUCAAGGCGCCAUUUAAAUGUGCGGGGAAAAAGCGCAACUUUGCCUUCAAUUACAGACAAAGACUGGGAAGAUAUCAAAUUUGGGGUGGAUAACCAAGUUGAUUUUUAUGCCGUGUCCUUUGUAAAGGAUGCAAAAGUGGUUCACGAGUUGAAAGAUUAUCUCACAAGCUGCAAUGCUGACAUCCAUGUGAUUGUAAAAAUUGAAAGUGCUGACUCUAUACCAAAUCUCCAGUCAAUAAUUUCUGCAUCAGACGGGGCAAUGGUUGCUCGUGGAGACCUCGGUGCUGAACUUCCAAUAGAGGAUGUCCCUUUAUUGCAGGAAGACAUCAUUAGAAGGUGUCACAACAUGCAGAAGCCUGUUAUUGUAGCAACAAACAUGCUGGAAAGCAUGAUUGAUCAUCCUACACCAACAAGGGCUGAGGUUUCUGACAUAGCAAUUGCAGUACGUGAAGGUGCUGAUGCAGUCAUGCUUUCAGGAGAAACUGCCCAUGGAAAGUAUCCACUUAAAGCUGUCAAAGUCAUGCACACAGUGGCAUUGAGAACAGAAUCAAGUCUGCCAUGUAACACAACAGCUCCAACCCACAAUGUCUAUAAGAGCCAUAUGGGUGAAAUGUUUGCUUUCCAUGCCACAAUUAUGGCUAACACUCUCAAUACACCUAUCAUUGUCUUCACAAGAACAGGGUCCAUGGCUAUACUUUUAAGCCAUUAUCGGCCUGCCUCAACAAUAUUUGCCUUCACAAAUGAAGAAAGGAUAAAGCAGAGGCUGGCACUAUAUCAGGGUGCCAUGCCAAUAUACAUGCAGUUUUCAGAUGACGCAGAGGAGACCUUUGCCCGAGCACUCAAGCUAUUAUUGAGUAAGGGUCUGUUGAUGGAAGGACAGAAUGUUACCCUUGUCCAGAGUGGAGCGCAACCUAUAUGGCGUCGAGAAUCUACUCAUCAUAUUCAAGUUCGCAAGGUCCAGGCCUAACUUUGUACCAAUAAAGGGUUUUUGUUUGAGCAGCUGAUAUUUAUCUUGAGAUUUGUUUUAUUUUCGUCUAAUUACUAGUAAUAGUAACUUGCCGUUCCAAGUAUGAACUCAAAAAAAUCCUAAUGAAUUUGAAUACCACAAAGGCUAAUUUUGUUGCAACUAUGUUCAUGUAGAAAGAAAAUUAUCUACUGAUUACGAAGGCAUCCGAUAAAAUCUUGCAAUGAUUUCUUCUG
This is a messenger RNA of Populus euphratica (Euphrates poplar), 2112 nucleotides long. It is a transcript of the gene PKP3, whose product is annotated as plastidial pyruvate kinase 3. The transcript has 12 exons. The record is from RefSeq and is a predicted model, not a curated record. NCBI's taxonomy places the organism in Eukaryota, Viridiplantae, Streptophyta, Magnoliopsida, Malpighiales, Salicaceae. Bases 173 to 1879 code for a protein of 568 amino acids. Gene Ontology annotation, biological process: glycolytic process. Gene Ontology annotation, molecular function: potassium ion binding; magnesium ion binding; pyruvate kinase activity.